ACCCUUCUUUGCCAUGUCUGUCAAAACCCUACUCCUUGGCUUGCAUCUGGUCGCAAUCUCGGUUCCGCCGUCACUGUUUGCGAUUCCUGCGUUGAGAACAGGAAUGAUGAGCCUGAAGUGACGGCGGAAGAGUCAUCGGAGGGAGAGUAUGGUGAAGAAGAGGAAGACGAAGAUUAUGAUGAUGAGGCGGUGGAAGAGGAGGUUGAAGAUGCUGAAAAUCAGGUGGUUCGGUGGUCAGCCGAAUCUUCUUCUUUAUCGAUGUCGAAACCCCGUGGCUAGCUUGGAGUGUAGCGGUGAAGAUGGCGGUGGUUUUGUGUUGAAGAGGAUGAGAGAAAAUCAAAGUUUUUGCUCUGAUGAUGAGAUUGGGUGCUCCUCAUCUCUUGCAGGCUCGGGAGGUUGGUCCAAUGGAGAAGCAUCAUCGAUAGGAUCAUCAAGAUUAUUGAAACAACCAAGAUUAGCUGAAGUUAAUGAACCAGCUAGAAAUGAAGAAGAUGGUUCCAGGUCAACGGCUGUCGUCUGCUAUUUAAAAAGACUUCAAAAGAACAUCAUCACCAAUGAUGAUGAUGCAUCCGCCACAGUCACUGGAACCUGCAGGUUGAGCAGAGAUCAGAGCCGUUAGAUUUCUUUCGCACACUAACGCUUAUUCAA
Molecule: messenger RNA, 648 nt
Organism: Hibiscus syriacus
Lineage: Eukaryota; Viridiplantae; Streptophyta; Magnoliopsida; Malvales; Malvaceae
Exons: 2
Coding region: 149-619 (156 amino acids)
Source: RefSeq, a predicted model, not a curated record